AUGAAUGCAGCAGAUUUGAAAUAUUUAUCGGACAUUGUAGUACCUAAAAAACAAAACGAUAAUCGAAAAGGUCGACCUCCUAAUGAACGUUAUGCUUUUCAGAAACAGCAUCCACAGGCGACAACAUAUGUAAUGAUGAAAUAUACUCAAUCUCGUGUACCUAUUCUUUAUGGUCCUCAAAUUCCUCGACAAGAUCGUGAUGACACACGAGAGCGGUACUGUCGAGCUCUUCUAACACUUUUUGUGCCCUGGCGUUCCGUAGCUGAUCUUUGUGCCAUCGAGCAGACAUGGGAAGAUGCAUUUAAAUCUCAACAGCAUCUUAUAUCUACAUAUUCGAUGACAAUCAUAGAAAAUAUUCAACUUUUACAUGAAUGCAAAAAGGAUCGUGAUGAACAUUUACUUCAAGUUAUUGCCGAAGCUCAAACUGAUGAUGAUGUGAUUGAUCCUGUAUUUUUACCAGCAAAUCAAGAUAUUUAUGGUGACGAUGGAGUCGACGACAGUGAAGAUUUACUUGAGUUACUCGGUAGUUUAGAUGAAUAUACUACGACUGCGAUGAAUUCCAUGAAAAAGUCAACAGAAAGUAAAUACAUUGAAGAAACUAUUCAAGUGGUUGAAAACGUUGGACGAUUUUCUGAUAUUCAAUCACAUACUCGUCAUCUUUUUAAUGAAGCUAUUGGUGGUAUGGAUCAACAAAUUGUGCCGUUCGUUUCAGCUACACCUACUCUCGUUCGACUCAAUACAAAAUGGCAAGAACAACUAAAGACUGAGAAAGAAAGAGUUAGACGAAGUUUAAUUACGGGCAAAUACGACAAAACGGACGAUACAUUAGAUUAUGAUAGUAUACAGGAUGCACUUGUAACUAUGGUCAAUUCAAAUAAUUAUAACAUAAAUACACUUGAUAAUUACACUCCAAUUCGUCCAGUUGCGACAGCCACUACCACAAGCUAUUCUACUCAGCAAAGUAUUAUUGAAGAAUAUACAUUGAAUAAAGAACAACAAGCUGCAUUUCUGAUAAUAACCAAUCAUCUUGAUGGUGACAAACAACAUCAUAAAGGUACCAACAAUGGUCAGCUGAUAAUGUGCAUACCUGGAUGCGGCGGCACAGGUAAAUCACAACUGAUUCGUGCUGUCACCAAAUACUUUCUUAUUACAAAAAGAAUGCAGAUGAUGCGAAAACUCGCACCCACCGGAAUCGCUGCUGCUGAAAUUGGCGGCAUGACAAUCCAUUCAUUUUUAGGUGAACAACGUAAUUCAGGAAAGCCGCGCACCAUCAAACCAGGUGAUACAAAACUUGAAAACCAAUGGAGACUGAUUGAGUACCUUCUAAUUGAUGAGAUGAGUAUGGUUGGUUUAACUCUACUUGGAAAACUCAAUCGAAUUAUGUCCGCUGCCAAACAUGCCGAUCCUCAAAUUCCAUUUGGUGGCAUAAACGUCAUAUUUUUUGGUGAUUAUUUACAGUAUCGACCAGUAUAUGAUGCACCGUUGUACACUGACUUUUCACUGCCCUCUAAAAACAAAACAGGUCAAUCACGUAGUGAAAAAGAAAUUCAACAACGCGCUGCACGUUCCCUAAUACUUCAAAUUAACUGUGUGAUCAAACUUAGUCAACAGAUGCGAACAGAAGAUGAACGAUACCGUGAAUUACUCGAACGGCUUCGUCAAGGUGACUGUAAUUUGCAAGAUUAUGAACUAUUGUUAACACGCGUCGUUGGUCAGCCAUCGGUCAGUUCUCUUCGCGAAUCACCAUGGAACGAAGCUCCCAUUUUGGCAUAUCGAAAUGAAGUACGAACACAACUAAACAACAAAGCAGCAGUUCAUAAUGCAGCACAACUAGAUCUUCAGCCAAUGGUAUGUGUCGCGCAAGAUACCUGCAAAGGAAAACCAAUUGAAGAUUCUAUACUUAUGAAAAAAUUAUUGGAAUUAUCUGACAGCAAGACGGAACACUUACCCGGUUUGUUGCCAUUUGUUCCUGGAAUGCCAGUUAUUUUAACGCAAAAUCUUGCUAUUGAACUGGGUCUUAUUAACGGCAUAAAUGGAAUAUUUCGACAAUUAGUCUACGAGGCUGAUUCUGUAUCAAUAGAUGCUCUAUCUAACACAUUUCCGAACAACACACAGUACGUGCAUCGACCUUUAUAUGCAUUAAUUGAAAUUGCUAGAUCGAAAAUUGAAUGUAAUCUUGAAACACUUCAACCGAAAAUCGUUCCAAUACCGUUAAUGGAACAAACGUUUCGUUUUGACGUUACUGACAUUCUUCCGAAAAAUAAAAAGCCAAAAUCGAACCAGAAAGCAAUGUUGUCAAUUAAACGACGUGCACUACCACUUGUACCUGCUUAUUGUAUUACAACACAUAAGAGUCAAGGGCAAACUUUGAGUAAAGCCGUGAUUGACCUUAAACUGCCGAAUGAAACUGAAGAUAUUGCCGCUGUUUAUGUACCGCUAUCACGUUUCCAACGUUUGAUUGAUGUAGCUAUUUUACGGCCUUUCGAUUACGAAGUUCUACGAAUCAAGCCAAGUAAAUUGCAAGUUGCUGAAAUUGAAAGACUUGAUAAAUUGUAUAUUGAUACCCAAUUUCGAUUUUCUGAGUAUUUUCAAUAA
Molecule: messenger RNA, 2595 nt
Organism: Adineta steineri
Lineage: Eukaryota; Metazoa; Rotifera; Eurotatoria; Adinetida; Adinetidae
Source: the annotation of a GenBank genome assembly